AUGGAUCGUUCUUGUUCUUGCGGAGCUCGUUUAUUUAGAGCGUCUAGUUUUCGACGAUUAGCAUCACCGGUAUUUCGUAUGUUUAUGUCGAUACGUGUAUUGAAAACGCUUCCGUCGCACACGAAAGUUUGUAAUAAAUGUCGCCAGUCAUAUGCGUAUUGGAAAAGAUGUAAUCCGGAAUUUACAAAUAUUUUCGACCGGAUCGAAGAAGAGUUUGUUGGAAAUGGUGAAUCAGAGGAUGAUCAGAUAGAAGAUAUAGAUAUAAAUGUUUGCUCUGCGGUAAGAAAUUUAUCAGACAAAGAAUGUCAAACUAUAGAACAGGAUGAUGGAACGCCGAGUAUUACGUUGCUACUUAAUUGUACAGUUUGCUCUCAUAAAACGUGUUGUAUUUGUCGGGCUCAUACUGAUGGUUCGUCAAAGACCGUAGCAGUUGAAGAUCGAAAUAUGAUUUUUCUAACGAAAAAUGUUAUGAGACGUAAAGGCUCAAGGUGUUGUGGUGAACAUUUAGAGGAUGGUCUUCUGGGUUUAUUAUUCGAAUUACCAGUUAAACGAGCUGUAUCUCGAGUUAUUGAAAGUGCUCGUAAAGCACUAUUGGAAAGUUUUGUUCCCGAUCACCUUGGAUUUUCUAUAUUAAUCGUCGUCAGAUAA
This is a messenger RNA of Didymodactylos carnosus, 648 nucleotides long. The record is from the annotation of a GenBank genome assembly. Lineage: Eukaryota; Metazoa; Rotifera; Eurotatoria; Philodinida; Philodinidae.